Macadamia integrifolia is the source of this 2238-nucleotide messenger RNA. Its product is annotated as alpha-dioxygenase 1-like. Bases 137 to 2068 code for a protein of 643 amino acids. The record is from RefSeq and is a predicted model, not a curated record. Gene Ontology annotation, biological process: response to oxidative stress. Gene Ontology annotation, molecular function: peroxidase activity; oxidoreductase activity, acting on single donors with incorporation of molecular oxygen, incorporation of two atoms of oxygen; heme binding. Lineage: Eukaryota; Viridiplantae; Streptophyta; Magnoliopsida; Proteales; Proteaceae. The transcript has 9 exons.
ACACGACUCCAUUUCUUCAAACCUCGUGCCAUGAAUAUUCCUACCUCAAUACUAAACCCAUACGAUGUAUAUAUAGAGCUAUAAACCAGUGUUAAUUCCAUAUCUGUAAGCUCUGUAAUAUUAGAGAAGAAAAGCUAUGUCACCAGUAAUGGCAUCUCUGCAGGCUCUCCUGUCUGCACCCUUCAAUCAUUUCAUCCAUGGCGACUUUCAUUGGGUUGUCUCUAGAAUGACCCUCUUGGAUAAACUUCUUUUUUUGAUAAUGCACACCAUUGAUAAGCUUGGGAUAUGGCAUCGUUUACCAGUGUUCUUGGGGUUGAUAUAUCUGGCCAUCCGGAGACACCUUCACCAAGAAUAUAACCUACUUAACGUGGGAAGUACACCGAUUGGAGUCCGAUUUAACCCGGUUGAUUACCCUUAUAGAACAGCAGAUGGGACUUAUAAUGAUCCUUUCAACGAAGGUGCAGGUGGUCAGGGCACCUUCUUUGGCCGGAAUAUUCCUCCAGUUGAUCAGAAGCAUGAGCAGCUAAAGCCAGAUCCAAUGGUCGUGGCCACGAAACUUUUAGCCCGGAGGAAGUUCAUAGACACGGCGAAACAAUUUAACGUGAUCGCGGCUUCUUGGAUUCUGUUCAUGAUACACGAUUGGCUUGAUCACAUGGAGGACACCAACCAGGUAGAGCUCACAGCACCAAGGGAAGUAGAGAAGCAGUGUCCACUCAAAGAAUUCAGAUUCUACAAGACCAAGGAGGUCCCAACUGGUUUCUAUGACAUAAAGAAUGGUACUUUGAACACCCGAACACCUUGGUGGGAUGGAGGCUCAGUAUACGGAAGCAAUGCAAAAGGUCUGGAGAAAGUGAGGACCUACAAAGAUGGGAAGCUCAAGAUAUCGGAGGAGGACGGCCUUCUCUUACAUGACGAAGAUGGGAGGGCCAUUUCCGGCGUUGUGCGCAACAGUUGGGCAGGUGUGUCCACCUUGCAGGCACUUUUUGUGAAGGAACACAAUUCCGUGUGUGACACCCUCAAGAAGGAAUACCAUGACCUUGAAGACGAAGACCUCUACCGCCAUGCAAGACUCGUCACUUCUGCCGUCAUCGCCAAGAUCCACACCAUUGAUUGGACUGUCGAGCUCCUUAAGACAGAUACAUUGCUCGCAUCUAUGCGCACCAAUUGGUAUGGGAUACUGGGGAAGAAAUUCAAGGAUACAUUUGGACACGUAGGAGGAGCCAUCUUGGGAGGUCUAGUGGGUUUAAAGAAACCAGAGAAUCAUGGAGUUCCAUAUUCUCUGACUGAGGAGUUCGUCAGUGUUUAUAGGAUGCAUUCUCUUCUGCCGGACUACCUUCUCGUCCGGAAUCUUUCUGCUUCACCGGGACCUAACAAAUCACCACCCUUGCUCAAAAAGGUUCCAAUAGCAAAUCUGAUUGGAAUUAACGGAGAGAAAACUCUAUCAGAGAUUGGAUUUGAAAGGCAAAUGGUUUCCAUGGGACAUCAAGCAUGUGGCGCUUUGGAGCUUUUUAACUAUCCAAUGUGGUUGAGGGACCUCAUUCCCCAAAACCCAGAUGGAACUGAUAGACCUGACCAUGUUGAUCUCCCUGCUCUUGAACUUUAUAGGGACAGGGAGAGGAAAGUUGCAAGGUACAACGAGUUUCGCAGGGGAGUGAUGUUAAUUCCAAUCUCCAAAUGGGAAGAUCUGACGGAUGACGUUGAAGCCAUUCACACAUUGCGUGAAGUGUACGGUGAUGAUGUUGAGCAGCUUGAUCUACUAGUGGGGCUCAUGGCAGAGAAGAAGAUAAAGGGAUUCGCUAUCAGCGAGACGGCAUUCGUCAUUUUCAUUGUCAUGGCUUCUAGGAGGUUGGAAGCAGAUAGGUUCUUUACAAGCUACUUCAAUGAGGAGACAUACACCAAGAAGGGUCUAAAAUGGGUGAACACUACAGAGAGCCUUCGAGAUGUCAUUCACCGCCAUUACCCUGAGAUUACAGACACAUGGAUGAACUCCACCAGUGCCUUCUCUGUCUGGGACUCACCUCCGAACUCUCCUAAUCUAGUCCCUCUCUAUCUUCGCAUUCCCCAGUGAUCCAUAAUGAAGCAGCUUUCAUUAAUAUAUCUCCUCUAUGUAGCUAAGUUUCUCAUAUGUAUCUUAAGUGACCUAUAUAAACGAGUGUUUCGAACAGAAUCAAUGCCUUAAUAUUCUAUAAUAAAUUGUAGUCUGAUGACCAUAUAUAUGCAAUUUAAUUACUACUUUUA